This is a messenger RNA of Prinia subflava (tawny-flanked prinia), 2500 nucleotides long. RefSeq names its product heat shock transcription factor 2 binding protein (gene HSF2BP). Bases 79 to 1086 code for a protein of 335 amino acids. Gene Ontology annotation, cellular component: cytosol. Lineage: Eukaryota; Metazoa; Chordata; Aves; Passeriformes; Cisticolidae. The record is from RefSeq and is a predicted model, not a curated record. The transcript has 8 exons.
GCAGCGCGCAUUUUCCCGCCCUCACGCCCUUCCCCCGGCCCGCACGACGCCGCUGUCGCCGCUGUCGCCGCUGUCGCGAUGUGGCGCAGCGCCGGCCUCGCUGGCGACGCGCAGGCUGAGACCAAAGAGGAAUUUGUUAAAGUCAGAAGGAGGGAUUUGGAAAGGCUGACAACUGAAGUUAUGCAACUACGGGAUUUCUUACCCAAAAUAGUAAAUGGAGAUAUCUUGGGGACAUUCCAGAAGCUGGAUGCUAUUGAAUCAAACCUAGAGAAAAAGGAGGAGGAAAUAGAGCAGCUGAGAAUGGAUUGUGAACACUUCAGAGCCCGUCUGGAAACGGCCCAGGCAGAUUGCAUGAGAGAGAAGAAGGAGAAGCUGGACCUGCGGCAGCAGCUGAACGAGGCCAAGCAGCAGCUCCUGCAGCAGGCAGAGUAUUGCACAGAGAUGGGAGCAGCAGUGUGCACCCUGCUCUGGGGGGUGUCCAGCAAUGAGGAGGCUGUGAAAUCCAUCCUGGGAGGAAGUAAAGCAGUAAAGUUUUUCACAAUCACUGCCCAGACCAUGGAGAGCUUUGUGAAGUCAUUAAGUGAAGACAUGAAACAGCAGGACUUGGAUUCUGAGGAAAAUCAGUUUGUAUUGGCUUUGGCAGGGAUUGUAACAAACGUGGCUGCGCUGGCGUGUGGCCGUGAGUUCCUGGUGAGUUCCAGUCGGGAAUUACUGGACACCAUGUUGCAUCUCCUGGGAGACAUGAAGCCAGGACUCUGUAACAAAUUUAAAGUGCUAAUGCUGAUGUCACUUUACAAUGUGAGUAUCAACUUGAAAGGCUUGAAGUACAUCAGUGAAAAUCCAGGUUUUAUUCCCCUGCUUUGGUGGCUUUUGAAUGACCCGGACACGGAGGUGUGCCUGCACGCCCUGCGCCUGCUGCAGUCGGUGCUGCUGGAGCCGGAGGUGCUGGCCCGGGCGGGCGCCGAGGUGCGCGAGACGCUGCCCCUGCAGCGCAUCGCGGCGCUGGCGCAGAGCCGCAACGCCGAGCUGCAGGCGCUCGCCAAGGAGCUCCUCGAGGACCUCAGAGUGUUUGAGGGAGAGGCGUAGAGGAGCUCCACGACACGAAAUCCUUAUGUCUUCUCCUGUAUUUUUAUGCUGCAUGAGUUGUUGGAGAUGGGCUUGACUGAAAAAAACCCCUCUGCCUGAGUUCUUGGCAAAAUCCUUUCCAGGCAUUCGAAUGAACCCAACCAAAACCCUACUUGAGAAAACCUGUUGGGUUUUAGAUGCCAAAUUAACACCUUGGGUGAUCUGGUAGAGAUGGGACAGGCUUGAUUUCUUUGAGCGCAGUGAUAAUGGGUUUCCAAAAUGGUGUGUGGCUAUGUUGUGUAUUUGCUGUCUAGAUGGGGUAAAAAUAUUCUCAUUCCUUGAUAACAGUUCACUGCAGUGGUAAAUAAUCCUUUUAGUCCAUCCUCAAGAAUUACUGUACUGUGAGGAAAGCUCUGUUGCUUUUCAUAACUCUUCUGUGUCGGAAUGCACCCCAAGUUCCAGUUUUAUUGUUGUUUUUUCUCACCUCCCUCUUUCUAUUGUAAUAAAAGAAAACUGAAAUUCUGUAGCAUGUAAUGGAUUCUGCUUUCAAAAUUUGUAUUCAGAUUCACUCUUAACUGCAAGUCAAGCUGGUCUGUGGCUGCCAGGCAUGCUCGAAACUGGGCUAUUGUUUUUAGAAAAGCCCUGAGAAGGGAGAUAAAUUGCAGUUGUCUGUGGUAUCCAGUUGUGUGCUGAAGAGGCUAAAAUGAGCUGCAGCUCUGUUGUGAGCAGCAUCACAUGCCCUCCCAACUCUGGGGUUUGUUGGAGCUCUGGAGUACAGCUUGCUUACCUCAGGGGUAAAUACAAGCACUUGGUGCUGGAUAUUGAUAGAAUUUAUAAUGGUUUUAGAAAAUGAUAACAUUCAUUUCUGUGAUGUCAGAAACAGAACCAGUUAAGUGAGGCUACUCAAGGGAACGGAAAAUGAGAAGUGCAAUGCUGUGGUAGCACCUUUUUCCAUACUAAAGUUAUUGCAUCUCAUCUGUGAAGCCAGUGUGUUAACAAAAUACAAUGUGGACUUCAAAUUACAGAAAACACAAAGUAAACUUCAUAGGAUUUAAAUAUUAUGAUUGGCAGACAGCUUUAGAGGGAGACCACUGUAAAAUCUGUAAGUUAAGGUAUAGGGCAUCUCCCUUUAGGCUGCUUGCAGAAUGAUGGAUGUUGAGUUAGAAAUGUAAUAAAUCAGCUUGAAAUUACUUGGCUCAGAUGCUGGAGAUGGUAACAGUCUGGUUUGGGGCUGUAAAAUAAAGAUUAAGAUGGAGAUCUCACAUACACAGGUGGGUUGCACAGGGUUCUGCCAUGUCUGAUUCAGCACUACAUUGAACUUGCCAAGUGCAGAUUUGUGGAAGGCUUUAAAUCUUCUGUAAAGUGUGCUUUCUUUGGAUUUGUUUUCUUAUCUUGCUAUCCUAGUUAAUCCUCCUAGAGUUUAAUCCUAAAGGGA